Colletotrichum truncatum is the source of this 921-nucleotide messenger RNA. RefSeq names its product oxidoreductase. Gene Ontology annotation, molecular function: oxidoreductase activity. The record is from RefSeq and is a predicted model, not a curated record. Lineage: Eukaryota; Fungi; Ascomycota; Sordariomycetes; Glomerellales; Glomerellaceae.
AUGUCUGGACAGCAAGGACGCAAGAUCGCCAUUGUUGGCGCCAGCGGCAACGUCGGUGGCCUGACCCUCAACGCCCUGCUCGAGAAGGGCAUCCACACCAUCACUGCCGUCACCCGAGCCGAGUCAUCGGCCACCUUCCCCGAGAAGGUCAUCGUCAAGAAGGGAAGCUACGAUGAUGAGAGCUUCCUCGUCUCCGCUUUUCAGGGCCAGGAUGUCGUCCUCCUCGCCCUCGGAUUUUCCAGCUAUUCAACGGGCCAGGAGCCCCUCAUCCGCGCCGCCGCCAAAGCCGGCGUCAAGUGGAUCCUCCCCACCGAAUUCGGCUCCAGCCCGGACCCCUCUAAGCUGCUUGAUUCCAGCCCUAUCCUGCAAGGAAAGAUCAAGACCCGUAAGCUGAUUGAGGAGCUUGGCGCCAACUGGAUUGCUAUCGUUAACAACCCCUGGCUCGACUGGUCCCUGCCCUCGGGUUUCUGGGGAAUCGACGUCAAGAACCGUACCGCGACCUUGUACGAUGGCGGAAAGACCAAGUUCGUCACUACCAACCUUCCCACCACCGGCAAGGGUACCGCUGGCGUCCUGAGCCUCCCCGAUGCCGAGCUGGAGAAGUACCGCAACAAGCCCUUCUACCUCAAGUCGUUCUACCUCACCCAGCGUGACAUUCUUGACAGCGUCCAGCGCGCCACCGGCACCACGGACAAGGACUGGAAGAUUGAGGAGGCCGACGCCGCGACAGUCGUCGCCAAGGCAGAGGAGAAUGCCAAGAACGGAGACCACUUUGCUGGCCUCAUUGCUUUCUACGUGAACCACAUGAGACAGGGCUGGGGAGGUGACUACAACGACAAGGUCACCGACCUGAGCAAGAUUGGUCUGGAAGAGGAGAGCUUGGAUGAGACUAUCAAGAGGGUUGUGAAGGAGAUCCAAUGA